AUGCCAGGGAAAAAGUGUCACAUUCAUAGGAAGCUGAUUCCCUCCCUCGCUGCAAGAAGAGAACUGCAGUUCCCAGUAAACUGCCUGAAAUGCCUUCUGAAGGAGGGAGAGUAUGCCCAGUGCCUAAGCUCGAACACACCAGAUUUCCUUCUUGACAUUCUUGACUUCCUUACCACCUAUGUUCUAGAACUGGCAGCCAGCGAGGCCUACAGUGAACAUGGAACUUCCAUCACCCCACUGGAUGUGGAGAGGAGAGUGCACAGCAGCCACAAGCUAGGCUGCCUCUUGAAGAAUGUGACCUCCCGCCAAUUCGAUGAGAUGUGCCAAUCCAGGAAGACUGGCUAA
Choloepus didactylus (southern two-toed sloth) is the source of this 345-nucleotide messenger RNA. Its product is annotated as huntingtin-interacting protein M-like. NCBI's taxonomy places the organism in Eukaryota, Metazoa, Chordata, Mammalia, Pilosa, Megalonychidae. Bases 1 to 345 code for a protein of 114 amino acids. The transcript has a single exon. The record is from RefSeq and is a predicted model, not a curated record. Gene Ontology annotation, molecular function: structural constituent of chromatin; DNA binding; protein heterodimerization activity. Gene Ontology annotation, cellular component: nucleosome.